Molecule: messenger RNA, 4820 nt
Organism: Vitis riparia (riverbank grape)
Lineage: Eukaryota; Viridiplantae; Streptophyta; Magnoliopsida; Vitales; Vitaceae
Product: calcium-transporting ATPase 9, plasma membrane-type
Exons: 34
Coding region: 1340-4432 (1030 amino acids)
Biological process (GO): calcium ion transmembrane transport
Cellular component (GO): intracellular membrane-bounded organelle; membrane
Molecular function (GO): calmodulin binding; P-type calcium transporter activity; ATP binding
Source: RefSeq, a predicted model, not a curated record
AUAUUUGUAAUAUUUUUGGUUGUAAUUUUAUUUUUCAUUUUCUGCGAUGAAUCGUUCCCGGCGAUUCAAGGCGUUAUUUUCUAUUUGGUUGACUGCGGUUGUUUAAAAGCCGAAAAUCAAUGCUCAAUUCUCGGUAAAGUUGGUUUUGAUUUCGUUUUUUUUGGUUUUUUGAAAGAAAAAAAAGAAAAAAAAAGUAUUCGAACUCGGUCAAUGCGAUUGUAGAUCGUGUAAAUUAGAGGGAAUUCUAUGUUUGGAAUUUCUAACAAUAGGAAACGGAAUUUGCGAGCUGGAAAAACUUCAGGUUGAUUUUGUAGGCAAGUUUUUGUUUCUUCUUUUGGUGUUUCACGAUUAGUGAUUCCAGUAAAGAACCGCGAGGUGGCUCCGUUGAAGACCGGCGGCGCCAUCUCUCGUGCGGCAGGCCAAUCAUGAACGGAAGUGGUGACAUGGAGGCUGCAUCUGCCUCUGGCGGUGGCAUGGUCGGCGGCGAUGAGGAUGAGGUGGUGUAUUUGGAUCCCUUCAAUAUUGCUACCACCAAGAACGCUUCUGUGGAGACGCUGAAGCGAUGGAGGAAAGGAGGGGAAAAUAAUGGGAAAAGGGUGGCAAUUGGGCAUAUCUGAAGAUUUGUGCAGAAAUUUCAUUAAAGGCUUGAUGGGAAAUUGAAGUGCAAGAUCAUGCAGGCAGAUUGGACGUGUGAAUUAUUGCAAUGGAGGCUGGGUCGCAAUUCAUCUGUUUGAUUUCUGAGAAUGGUAAGGAAGAACAAUGGGAAAAAUUCAUAAAAGGAGCAGGCCAGAAGAUAUGCCUAGGUAUUAAUUGCGGCAGAAUGAGAAAAUUGGAUGGCAAAUCAAUCUGAAUAGUCAGGCAAAACUGGAACGAUUUUGAAGAAGAGUUGACUGGAUAUUGAGAAGCUGAAGAACAGGAUGGCCAAUACGGUUAUCCAAAUAGUCCAUGGAACUUUCUACAAAGUGAGAAUUACAAGACUUCCUUACUGAUAUUUGACUUAGUCCACGUAAGACUAUAACUGUUAGAAGAUUCAAGGACGGUAAUUCUUUUAUUGUCUCUGCUCCCUGGGAAAAAUUGGGUUUCUUCUGGAUGCUACACCCAGUCACAACAUCAAGUUCAAACUGGUUCAAUACGUGGUCAAGAGUUGGAAUGCUUGCAAAUUGUAUGACUCUCGUCCAAUUCAUGAUGCUAAAUUGUUCAGAAGUUUGUCUUGGACAUGUUUAUCUUAGACUGGAUGGUGUGCUUAUCAGAAAAGGGAGGGUGCUGGAGUUCUUAUUUUCAAUAAGAGAGGUUAAAUUCAAUCUGCACUUCAAAAUGGUGAAGCAUUGGUGCUAAGAGAAUGACUGAGCAAGCAGCACUCGUGCUCAAUGCUUCUCGUCGAUUUCGGUACACAUUGGACUUAAGAAAGGAAGAAGAGAAAGAGCAAAGAAGAAGGAUGAUUAGAGCACAUGCACAAGUCAUAAGAGCGGCAUUGCUUUUCAAAUUGGCUGGGGAACAAGCAACAAUAGUGUUGGGUACUACAGUAUCACCACCAAGUCCAGUUGGUGAUUAUUUAAUUGGAGUGGAACAGCUUGCUUCAAUGACCAGAGAUCAUAAUUUUUCUGCUCUGCAAGAAUAUGGAGGGGUUAAAGGAUUAUCGGAUUUAUUAGAAACAAAUCUAGAGAAAGGAACUGAUGGGGAUGAUGCUAGUCUAUCAAAAAGAAGAAACAUGUUUGGAUCAAAUACAUAUCCUCAGAAAAAAGGGCGGAGUUUCUUGAUGUUCCUUUGGGAAGCUUGGCAAGAUUUAACCCUUAUCAUCUUGAUUGUAGCUGCAGCAGCAUCAUUGGCUUUAGGAAUAAAAACUGAGGGUGUGAAAGAAGGAUGGUAUGAUGGGGGUAGCAUUGCCUUUGCAGUGUUUCUUGUUAUAUUUGUUACUGCAAUUAGUGAUUACCGACAGUCCCUGCAAUUUCAAAAUUUAAAUGAGGAAAAACGAAAUAUACAUUUAAAGGUCAUUAGAGGUGGCAGACCUGUGGAGAUAUCAAUAUUUGAUAUUGUUGUUGGUGAUGUUGUACCUUUAAGCAUAGGUGACCAGGUCCCUGCAGAUGGAAUCUUAAUUACUGGUCAUUCUCUUGCAAUUGAUGAAUCUAGCAUGACUGGUGAAAGCAAGAUUGUUCACAAGGAUCAUAAGGCACCCUUUUUGAUGUCUGGUUGCAAAGUGGCAGAUGGUGUUGGUACUAUGCUGGUAACUGGUGUGGGAAUCAAUACUGAAUGGGGAUUGUUGAUGGCAAGUAUCUCAGAGGAUACUGGUGAAGAAACCCCCUUGCAGGUACGCUUGAAUGGGGUUGCAACUUUUAUAGGCAUAGUUGGGCUUGCAGUUGCUCUUUCUGUACUGGCUGUCCUUUUGAUAAGAUACUUUACUGGACAUACGAGAGAUUCAGAUGGAACAGUCCAAUUUAAAAGUGGUGUUACGAGUUUUGGUGAUGCUGUAGAUGAUGUCAUUAAAAUCAUUACAAUUGCAGUCACCAUUGUGGUUGUUGCAGUGCCUGAAGGGCUUCCUUUGGCUGUUACCUUGACCCUAGCAUACUCCAUGCGAAAGAUGAUGGCAGAUAAGGCUUUGGUGCGUAGGCUUUCAGCCUGUGAAACUAUGGGCUCUGCAACAACAAUUUGCAGUGAUAAGACUGGAACAUUAACCUUGAAUAAGAUGACUGUGGUUGAGGCUUAUGUAGGGAGAAAGAAGAUAGAUCCACCAGAUGACUCCUCACAGUUGCAUCCAGAUGUUUCAUCUCUGCUACAUGAGGGCAUUGCCUGCAAUACCCAGGGCAAUGUUUUUGUGCCUAAGGGUGGUGGAGAAGAAAAAAUGGAAAUUUCUGGAUCUCCUACAGAAAAGGCUAUCCUUGCUUGGGCAGUCAAGUUGGGGAUGAAGUUUGAUGUAAUAAGAGAAGAAUCCUCAAUUCUCCAUGUUUUCCCUUUCAACUCAGAGAAAAAGAGAGGUGGUGUUGCAGUACAGGGUGACAAUAAAGUUCAUAUACAUUGGAAGGGAGCAGCUGAGAUGGUACUAGGCUCCUGUACGGAAUAUCUUGACUCAAAUGGUUGUUUGCAGCCCAUGGGUGAAGAUAAGGAGUUCUUCAGUGAAGCUAUUAAUCAAAUGGCUGCAAGCAGCUUGCGCUGUGUUGCAAUUGCAUACAGAACAUUUGACUUGGACAAAAUGCCAAUUGAUGAGGAGCAACGAGACCAAUGGGUUUUGCCUGAAAAUGACCUUGUUUUGCUUUCUAUUGUUGGUAUAAAGGAUCCUUGUCGUUCAGGUGUCCAAGAUGCUGUGAGAAUUUGCAUGAAUGCUGGUGUUAAGGUACGCAUGAUCACUGGAGAUAAUCUUCAAACAGCCAAGGCAAUAGCUUUAGAGUGUGGGAUACUUCCUUCUGAAGCAGAUGCUACUGAACCUAAUAUCAUAGAAGGAAGAGCAUUCCGUGUAUUAUCUGAGAGAGAAAGAGAACAAGUUGCCAAGAAAAUAUUGGUGAUGGGAAGAUCUUCUCCUAAUGAUAAACUUCUCCUUGUGCAAGCGCUACGCAAGGCUGGUGAGGUUGUUGCCGUAACAGGAGAUGGCACUAAUGAUGCUCCUGCACUUCAUGAGGCAGAUAUAGGUCUCUCUAUGGGCAUUCAAGGAACUGAAGUUGCAAAAGAAAGCUCAGACAUCAUUAUCUUGGAUGAUAACUUUGCCUCAGUUGUAAAGGUUGUUCGCUGGGGGCGUUCUGUCUAUGCAAAUAUUCAAAAAUUUAUCCAGUUCCAGCUCACUGUUAAUGUUGCAGCUCUUAUUAUAAAUGUUGUUGCAUCAGUUUCCUCUGGUGAUGUUCCUUUAAAUGCAGUGCAGCUUCUAUGGGUUAACCUUAUCAUGGAUACUCUUGGAGCACUUGCAUUGGCUACUGAACCACCAACUGAUCAUCUUAUGGAAAGAUCUCCAGUUGGUCGAAGAGAACCUCUUAUUACAAAUAUCAUGUGGAGGAACCUAAUCAUUCAGGCUCUUUAUCAAGUCAGUGUCCUCCUUGUCCUCAACUUCUGUGGUAUAAGUAUUCUUCAUUUGAAGGAUGAAACCAGGAAGCAUGCAACUCAAGUGAAGAAUAGUAUGAUAUUCAACUCAUUUGUCCUAUGUCAAAUAUUCAACGAGUUCAAUGCCAGAAAGCCAGAUGAAAUUAAUGUCUUUACUGGAGUGACUAAAAAUUACCUAUUUAUGGGGAUCAUUGGAAUCACCUUUGCGCUUCAGAUUAUCAUCAUUGAGUUUCUUGGAAAGUUUACAUCAACAGUUAAACUCAGUUGGAAAUUAUGGAUGGUUUCUUUGGCAAUUGGCCUUGUCAGCUGGCCUCUGGCCAUCAUUGGGAAACUCAUUCCAGUUCCUGAGACUCCCUUUGCCAAGUUCUUCACUAAGCCAUUUCAGCAAAGGAGAGCGGGUCAUUGGGCUUAGCUUCCUUCUUCCUGUGGUUGUCAUGAUAUCUUUCAGCAUAUCCUAUCUCCGUCAAAAUCUUCCACUGUGUUCAUCGCUCGAGAUAUCAAUAAAAUGUUUGAAAUUCAAAUAUUUGCAUUGGUAUCUUCACUGGUCUUUUUUUGAACUCGAAGUCGUCAAAGCAUCAUGUCUCGAAGUUUCUGCUAAUUUGCGUUCCUUGAGCAAGUCGAAGACUUUGCAGCUAACCCACUUGGCUUGUGUUUCUGAAUAUCAUUUUGUCGAUCUCUGUAUGUUGAUAGACUUUUGGAAUUAAACAACUCUACGCCCUAACAAUAUGAUCUUGUUACUUCAUUUGUUUGCUGGAACUGUAAAUGAAAUGUAAUAAGAUGUUAAGAUUGGAGUGCUUUUA